This is a messenger RNA of Camellia sinensis, 729 nucleotides long. Lineage: Eukaryota; Viridiplantae; Streptophyta; Magnoliopsida; Ericales; Theaceae. The record is from RefSeq and is a predicted model, not a curated record.
AAUAAGAGAAAUACACAAAUUUUUUUUUUCUCUCCUCAUAACUCAUUCCAAAGUGUAACUGACACGUCAACGUAGUUUUUUUCUGUUUGGUUUCCGAGAAAAUCCACUCAACUUCCUCCUGCACCACCUCAAAAAUGGAGAAAACAUGGCCAGCUCGAUCGAAUGCUUCUCACUUCACUGCACUCCCACUCAUAAACAAAGUCAAAGACAAAGACAACAACGACAUCGACCAAUUCGAUCUCUUCUCCAAAAAACUCUGCUUCAAAUUCCCCCCCAAAUUCACCAAUUCCUCGUUCCGUACCACCCGAUUCUUCUCCAAAUCAUCGCCCCCCUCCACCUCGCGCCCGUCGAGCCCCCGCGACUUCUCGAUGCUUCCGGACGACGUGCUCACCAAAAUCGCCGCGGCUUUCAGCCACCCGAACCUUCAAACGGCGUCGCUCGUCUGCAAGUCGUGGAGGGACGGUCUUAGGCCGCUGAGGGAGGCGAUGGUGUUUUUGCGGUGGGGGAAGCGGUUCAAGCACGGCCGCGGCGGCGUGAAGCCGAACCUCCAGAAGGCUCUGGACUCGUUCUUGAAAGGGGCGGCGCGUGGCUCGACGCUUGCUAUGGUUGAUGCUGGUCUUGUUUACUGGGAAAUGGGGAAGAAGAAGGAGGGGAUUGCUUUGUAUCAACGCGCGGCGGUGCUCGGUGAUCCCGCCGGUCAGUGCAAUUUGGGGAUUUCGUACCUGAAAG